AUGUUCGUGGUCUUUGGCUUCGAAUUCUGUUACCCAACAUAUGAUUGCAGUUCGUGCUCCUUGCCAGAUGGUGCUAUCACCGUAGCCACCAGCAAUGCCGUCAUAACCAGAGCUCUGCUGUUAUUGCUGGAUAUCCUAUCGCGGUUGGAGAGGAAAGAUGCGCUCGACCACGACCAGUCACCAAGUGAUUUCCAACACUGGUUUCAGCACCUAUUUUCUCUGCGGGAAUGCCAUCCUUACAAUCCGUUUCCCCCAGGGAAACGGCUCAAGGAACGAUUUAGCGACUGGUUCGGUUUUGUUGACAGCCAGUUUUCCAUCAAGCAUAACACUGAUGAGACACAUUGCAUUCGUAACGGUGCGCUGAGAUACUCGGAUUGUCCCGAUGGGGCAAGGCAACACUACGGCUGUGUGGAAACUUGUUGGGCCUCAACUACAGGAUUGCUCCCCGUCAUGGAACCCGUCGCAAACGCAAGACAUUCCCAAGGGUCGAGAUCGUCACUGGCCUCGCUUUUCGGCGGCAGUGUUAUUGAAAGCUAUCUUCGAAUGUUGUCAGUAAAGUCAUCACAGAAAGUUUUGUCUGUUUGGAGGAUAUGCGGGCUCAAAAAGCUUGUUAAGACUGGUUUCCCGAGUACGCUUAGGCGGCUCAGUAUAUUCAAAGACUUUGACCGACGACAUGAAAGUUUCACAAGGCCAUCGAGAUUAGCCCUGGGCCGCGUCCUCAAGAAAGCAAGCCGCGAACUUGAAGUUCUGGCCGAAGCGGAGGUUUUCUUUGAAAAGUCCCCUAAACUUCGGUAUGGACCAGAACUGUCCCCUCAGAGGCCCAAUCUUCGUCGCCUCGCGCUGACCACAGCCGAACUUCAUCCCGAGAAACUCAAUAGCACAAUGAACAGGUUCCUUGGACUACCCAUCCAAGCGGUCAGCUGGAUGCCAAAGUUGGCGAUAAUGGAGAUUGGGAAUAGCGAGGAGUGGACCGAAGAAAAGGGACAUGCCUAUAUUUUUCGCUACAACUUCAACGAGAGGGAUGGACCGAUGGUAACGUGGUCUAGCACUUGGCCAGCCGAAAAGGGGCUCGUGCUGAGCCCGGAUUUGAUUCAAAAGUGGCAGGUUAUAACGUCGCAUACCAGUCACCAGCUUAAAGUUGAGAGAAAGCCUUUGGUCGGUGUAGGACUGGAAUGGCCCUACCAACUAUCGUGUGUCCAUGUGGCUGUCGUCCCCUGGCUUCUUCUCAAGAAGGACGUUCUAAGCGGAUUGUCCAGAUUUCAGUUCAUCAGCGAGUCGCACUCACGCUUUCGGGAUAGGGAGUUGUGUUGA
Molecule: messenger RNA, 1311 nt
Organism: Podospora pseudopauciseta
Lineage: Eukaryota; Fungi; Ascomycota; Sordariomycetes; Sordariales; Podosporaceae
Exons: 4
Coding region: 1-1311 (436 amino acids)
Source: RefSeq, a predicted model, not a curated record